Messenger RNA from Dendrobium catenatum, 1263 nucleotides. RefSeq lists its product as uncharacterized. The coding region runs from base 1 to 1263 and encodes 420 amino acids. The transcript is spliced from 2 exons. The record is from RefSeq and is a predicted model, not a curated record. Lineage: Eukaryota; Viridiplantae; Streptophyta; Magnoliopsida; Asparagales; Orchidaceae.
AUGGCCAAGGAGGAGAAGAAAGGUGGUAGGCCAUUCCAUUUCUCUGCUGCGGCCAGCGAAAUGGGGGACUUCAUGAUGGCAAAUGAGUUAGUUGAUCCGGGGUUUUCCGGGCCGGCCUUUACUUGGACUAACAACAAGGAUGUGAGGAGCCAGAUUUAUUCCCGGAUGGAUAGGUUCUUGGUUAGCUCGAGUAUCCUGGACUCCUUUCAAGGACUUUCGGUCAGACAUCUCACUCGUCUGGCCUCUGACCACUGCCCUAUUCUCUGCUCGCUGCGUGAGGAGGUCAGGAGGACACCUUCACGGUGGAUGAAAUUUGAGGACUAUUGGGCCAGUUACCCAGUGGUGUGGAAAUUGGUUUUGGACAAAUGGAAGUUACCCGACCUGGGUUCUGAGGUGGCCAAAUUGCACAAAAAAUGCCAACGGUCUCUAAGGGACUUGUUCUUUUGGAGCAAGAACAAAUUCAAGGAGCUAAAUCAGCUUAAGGAAAUGCUGGACAAGGAGAUUCAUACUCUGCAGGACUAUGAGUGCUCACCGGCAGGGCUGCCAGAAACUCAGAAUGAGUCUCUGAGGUAUAAGGUUCAAUUGCUAAACUCUACUCUUACCCGUAUUAUGACUUGGUGGGGGCAACGUGCGAAGGUAAGGUGGAUUGAGGAAGGGGAUGACAACUCUCGUUUCUUCCAUUCUAUGGCCUCUGCGAGAAGGCCCUCUAAUCGCAUUGUUCAACUGAGGCUUUCGGACGGGCAAUUGACUUCCGAGCAUGAUAAAAUUGUUGAAAUGGUUCAGGGAUUCUUUGAACAAAAGUGGAAGGGGAAUAGCAUUGAGGAACUGGGGUGGCCGAACUUGGGCUCCCAUUCCGCUAUUUUAGCUCAGGCUACUGCACAGCUGGAUAGGGAGGUUACUGGUGAGGAUAUUUGGCAAGCGGUUGGUUCUUUGGGGCAGAAUCGGGCUCCCGACAGGGAUGGCAUUACGGCCUCUUUCUUCAAAUAUUUUUGGGACAUUGUGGAAGAACAAGUCUCUCUGGCUUGUCUGGAUUUUUUUCGGACUGGGAUUAUGGAACCGAGCUGGAAGGAUACGAUUGUGGCUAAGAUUUUGGUUAACCGCAUGAAUGGUAUUCUGCCCAGACUUAUCUCGGAGGAGCAAGCAGCUUUGGUUCCCGGAAGAUCUAUUUCGCACCAUUGUCUGUUGGGCCAGGAGAUAAUGAAUAAGUUUAAAGUUUCAAAGGCUGGUGCGGGGUGGUUUGCUAUGAAGGCCGAUAUGGAAUAG